This is a messenger RNA of Daktulosphaira vitifoliae (grape phylloxera), 1244 nucleotides long. RefSeq lists its product as uncharacterized. NCBI's taxonomy places the organism in Eukaryota, Metazoa, Arthropoda, Insecta, Hemiptera, Phylloxeridae. Gene Ontology annotation, molecular function: structural molecule activity; A2-type glycerophospholipase activity. The record is from RefSeq and is a predicted model, not a curated record. Gene Ontology annotation, biological process: phospholipid metabolic process; arachidonate secretion. The coding region runs from base 251 to 1015 and encodes 254 amino acids. The transcript has a single exon.
UUUCGUGUAAACGUAUAGGUGCUCGAACCGCAAUCCACUUUCCUCAGUUAAUAAUUUAAACAUAACAUUUGUUUUACCACAAUUUGAUGGUCCACAUAUUAUGCAUCUUAUUGUGUUGGGUAACAGUGGUCCAUGUUUAGACUCGAUGGGGUCUGUAACAUCCACGACAUUAUCGACUGAUAGAGUAUGUUUCUGUUUCUCAAAAAACAUUAUUAGCACACGUUAUUACUCGUCAAAAGAAUGAGUAUAAAUGAUGAAAAAUUCAAAAAAUCUUUACAGUUAUAAAUUUAAAAUGGUGCGAACAAGACGUGCGACGAAGCGAAGUGUAGGACGUGGUAUUGUUAAUUCAAUAAUUAAUCGAUUGCCCAUUGAAAUGCAUGUUCCAGGGUAUCAGUAUUGCGGACCAGGCACAAAACUUAAUAAAAGACUAGCACGUGGUGAUCCUGGAAUAAAUAAACUCGAUGCAGCGUGUCGUGAACAUGAUAUUGCGUACGCAAGAACAAAUGAUUUAUCAGAACGGCAUUUGACUGAUUACGAGUUGGAAAAACGUGCUUGGGACCGCGUAAAAGCGAACGAUAGUUCAUUUGGAGAAAAGGCUGUUGCUUAUGUUGUUACAAAUACCAUGAAAGCUAAAAGAAAGAUUGGAAUGGGUUUUGGUGGUGUACUACGAGUUGGACGUAAAGCUAUGCGUAAUUCAAAAGAUAUUAACAGUGCGGCAAACUUAGCAUUAGCAGCAGCUCGUGUUGCUUUAAAGCAGAAACAAAAAUUUAAAACACCUCGCACUAUCAAAGUACCUAAAUUUGGUGGUGUGCUGCCACUCAUUCCUAUUUUUGCUGGACUUUCAACUAUAGGAUCGUUGGCUGGUGGAGUAUCAAGUAUUGUAAGAGCUGCACACGAAGUCAGAAAAAACGUUAAUUCGAAUAAACCAGUGAAAAUCGGUAAUGCAUUAUACUUGCAUCCAUAUGCUGGGAAAAAGAAGGGUGGUGGAUUCUAUUUGAAACAUCAAAAAAACUAGCAUUGACACUACCCAAGCGACGUGCACUCAGCGAUUUAGAUAUUAUAAAAUAUGCUGAGUCAUUCGGAAUCAGUCAUUUCCGCGGUGUCUUUUCGAGAGAUAAGUUGCCUGUCAAGCCCAAAAUAUACGAGAGUGCAGUUGUUAAUUUGGACAUUGACCGUGGGAAAGGAACGCAUUGGGUAGCGUAUUUUAAGAAAAGCAAGGACGUGGUGUAUUUUGACUCUUUUGG